AUGAGGCACAAGUUCAGUGAUAAAAAUGCUUUGCCUGUGGGGGGUAAAGGCAGCUCUGUAAUACCGAUUCCAACAAGCGAACUACAGGAUAUCUAUGAGAGCACUGAGAUGGUUGGAAAGAUUAGGCCACACCCAUCAGAGUUUGGGCCCUUAGAGGUCCUGUCCAGGAUGGGCCUCACAGAGCCUGAGUCAUACCCUGCAGCUGCUGAAGAGGGCUUCUUAAAACUGUCCACUCCGGCUCAAAUGAACGACUUUACACCACAAGCCACACUGUCAGAGAGCAGCCAAGAAGAGGAAGCUGUCAGCGCUUUACCUGGAACAACAGCCAUUACAGAGGCCGAGGCGGUGGUGGGAAUAGACGAGAGCUACACCAUGUGUAACGAGGUGGACACCGAGGGAAACCCAGCAAAACCAAAAGGCCCACCACUUGUUCCUGGACAGGGGAGAAACAGGAACUAUCGCAGAAAAAGAGCUGCUGCGAAGAAAUGGAAAUGUUACCUUCUAUGUCUGAUGACAUUCAUGAAUAUUCCUUUCUGUAAGGGCAAAGCUGCACUUAAGUGUUUUUCCUGCAUGGACAAGGACAGAUGUCCCAAAUUGGUGAACAUAUUUGAAAGUGAUGACACUCGUCUGUACCAUAGAAACAAACAGCCAUUUCCAGGGUGCUCUGGAAUCUCUGCUCCUUCUUCUAAGAUGUGUGAUGUCUGCUCUGUCGAAUCCAACAUCACCAUCAUCUGCUCGGGGGAUGUUGGAAAAUUGGAGGUGGAAGAUAGUGAUGGUGCACAGAUCAAAAACACUCCCGCAGUCCCCUGUUCCAUCAUGGAGAGCAGCCCUAUUGAAAGCAAACAGAAGCAGCAGACCUCGAACCCCACACUUACUGUACUGAUUGUUGGCUGUGUUCUGCUUUUACAAUGGUGGCAACGUUGACCUACAGUUGCUGCUGGAGAAACAGGACUGAAACUGGUCAACAGUGAGGAACACUGCAUGAUCAAGAAGAAGACAGUACUGUGAUGAAGUAUUCAAUCAUUCUUUUGCAUUUUAGUAUGCAUGUUUUAAUUCAUAUUGUCUUUCAAUACUUUGAUCAUAUUCUGUAACUUCACUUCUUCUUUCCUUUUCUCAUAAUUCUUCUUUUUUUUUUACUCUACUUGCUGUCUUUUUGUAGUCAAUUUGUUUCUGCAAAUAGCUUUAGAUGCCAUAUGUAAAAUAGCUGUAGAGGGUACUUUUUUACUCUUUGGGACAUCUGCUGUUUAGACUUGUGAUAGGAAUGCAACUGUCUUAUUUUGAUUAAUAAUUCAUCUGCCAAUUAUUUUCUUGGUCAAUCAUUUAAUCGUUUGGUCUAUAAAAUGUCAGGAAAACUGCUUGUUUUGACUAUAUGUCCA
This is a messenger RNA of Thunnus maccoyii (southern bluefin tuna), 1376 nucleotides long. RefSeq lists its product as uncharacterized. The record is from RefSeq and is a predicted model, not a curated record. Bases 1 to 924 code for a protein of 307 amino acids. The transcript is spliced from 8 exons. Lineage: Eukaryota; Metazoa; Chordata; Actinopteri; Scombriformes; Scombridae.